GUUAAGAUAGAAGGAAGGAAGAAAGAAGGGAUGAGGCACACACACUAUUGUAAUCGGAUAAUACAAAUAGCCAUAACCAACCAAACCUGAACCCACAAAGUUCAGAGCUCCGACAAGCCAGCGUCGAUCAUGGCUGCCUCUUUUAGUCUUUGCAGCCCUUUUACGUCCGUACCAAGAACAGGAACUUACUUCAGCCCAACUCCUUCAAGAACUAAAAUCAACUGCGUAGCAUGGGACCCAGAAGGAGUAUUGGGUCCAUCAAAAACAGGGCAUAUUGCUAAACUCGAAUUCCGAAAGAGGAUGGAAAAAGAUGUUGAAGCUAGAGAAGACUUUGAGCGUCAAGUUCGUGAAGAGAAACAACGUCGACUUGAGCUCCGAGAGUCUCGUGUACCUCCAGAUGCUCCAGCGGCUUUGAUUGAGUACUUUCUUGAUACCGAGGCUCAGGAAUUGGAAUUUGAGAUUGCUAGGUUGAGACCCAGGUUGAACAAGGAAUUCUUUGAUCAUCUGAAACUUGAUUUGGGAAAACUUCGAUUUGCCGUGACAAAGACACAAGACAUGGAAGACAGAUUAAUUGAACUUGAAGCAGUCCAAAAAGCUCUCGAAGAAGGAAUAGAAGCUUAUGAUAAAAUGCAAACUGAUCUCGUUAAGGCAAGAGAGAGCUUAACCAAAAUUUUGACAUCAAAGGAUGUAAAAGGAGAACUACUCGAUAUGGUUGAGAAAAAUGAGAUCAAUAGAUCUUUAUUAACACUUCUUGACGAAAACAUUGCAAGUGCGCAAAAGAGUGAUCAGAAACAAGCUGCUGAGUUCAUGGAAAAGCUUCGAGGGGCUAUGUUGAAGUACAUGACCGCCUAAAUUACACUCGGCGAGUUCUUGUUUUCGGUUAUGUUUUCAUCUUAUGAUGGAUUUUGUUGGUUGUUUUAAUUUAAUCAAUUCAGUUUGUGUUA
Messenger RNA from Impatiens glandulifera, 944 nucleotides. RefSeq lists its product as uncharacterized. The transcript is spliced from 8 exons. The record is from RefSeq and is a predicted model, not a curated record. NCBI's taxonomy places the organism in Eukaryota, Viridiplantae, Streptophyta, Magnoliopsida, Ericales, Balsaminaceae. The coding region runs from base 130 to 852 and encodes 240 amino acids. Gene Ontology annotation, cellular component: chloroplast stroma.